Molecule: messenger RNA, 1072 nt
Organism: Bombina bombina (fire-bellied toad)
Lineage: Eukaryota; Metazoa; Chordata; Amphibia; Anura; Bombinatoridae
Gene: TSFM
Product: Ts translation elongation factor, mitochondrial
Exons: 6
Coding region: 45-983 (312 amino acids)
Biological process (GO): mitochondrial translational elongation
Cellular component (GO): mitochondrial matrix
Molecular function (GO): protein binding; translation elongation factor activity
Source: RefSeq, a predicted model, not a curated record
AUUUGACGUAAUCACUUCGCGACUUGCCAUUCAUUGCAUGCCGGAUGCAUAGGAUGGCUGCGCUGUCAGGGGCUCUGCGUUUGAAGCUUCUGUCCUGGCAGCAAGCUAGGUUGAUUCACUCGUGUGUUAGGCUGCUGGCAACCGACAAAGAGAUCUUAGUGAAGCUCAGAAAGAAAACUGGAUACUCUUUUAUGAACUGUAAGAAGGCUCUUGAAAAGUUCAACAAUGACUACAAACAAGCAGAAACAUGGCUACAUCAACAGGCCCAGAAAGAGGGAUGGAACAAAGCUUCCAAACUACAGGGGAGAAAGACUGCAGAAGGGCUUGUUGGGCUGCUGCAAGAAGGAAAUACCACAGUGAUGGUGGAAGUGAACUGUGAAACGGAUUUUGUUGCAAGGAAUGUCAAAUUUCAGCAGUUAGUUCAGCAGGUGGCUCUGGGAUCUUUGAGACUCUGCCAAAGCCAAGAGCAGAACCUGAGCUCUUAUGUCAAGGGAUUCCUUGGCCAGGAGGAUCUCUUGCAGUUAAAAACAGAAGAAUCAUUACUAAAGGACCAACUAGCACUAGCUAUAGGGAAACUUGGAGAGAACAUGAGCAUAAAGAGAGCUGUCUGGGUGAUGACUACUUCCGAUGUCUUCGUUGGUUCCUAUAUGCACGGUACCCUCCCGACAGAAACACCAUUUUUGGCUAAUAUGGCCUUUGGCAAAUAUGGGGCUUUAGUGAUGUGCCAAGCAGCUGACCCCAAGGGCAAUAUUGCUGAACUUGGCCGAAGACUAGGCCAGCAUGUGGUGGGCAUGAACCCUCGGUCAGUGGGAUCUCUGGAAGAUGAGUCCAUAGGGGAAGAUGAGACCAGAAUGCUGGCUCAGUCUUUCCUGCUAGAGCCCAGCCUUACAGUGGGACAAUACGUGCAGCCAAGAGGAAUACAUGUGCUUGACUUUGUGCGCUUUGAGUGUGGAGAGGAGACAGAGUCCCCAGAAGCCUGCUAGUUAGAACACAAAGCUUGAUUCUUGUGAGGAUCAUGGACUUUUUUUUUUUUUCCUAACCUGAAAUAAAUAUAUGAUGUAAGUUCACAGAA